Molecule: messenger RNA, 543 nt
Organism: Cooperia oncophora
Lineage: Eukaryota; Metazoa; Nematoda; Chromadorea; Rhabditida; Trichostrongylidae
Source: the annotation of a GenBank genome assembly
AUGCACUAUUCGAGCAUUGCAUUCUCCAACAAUUCUGUGGCAAAGACUGUGCUCCCUCAUGAACCACAAUAUGAACAUACCAUUGGUAACCGAGUUGAACCAAGUUUUCUGGACUACAAAGAGCUGAACAUGGCAUAUUGCUCAAAUAUCUGUCGAAACACGCUGCCGUGUAAACAUGGCGGCUAUCCGAAUCCGAAUGCAUGCCAGACCUGUUUGUGUCCAACGGGACUGUGUGGCCGGUACUGCGAACAACUGAUGCCUUCGAAGCUGUCACACUCUGGAGCAUCAUCCUGCUACUGGCGUAUAACUGCGAAUCCCGGUGAUCGUAUCCGAUUCGAAUUAACCAACGUCUUCUUCAAAUGUGCUCCGACAUGCGAAGAAUUUGUGGAGAUAAAAUUUGCGCGGACACACGAUCGCACAGGACUUCGUGAGUGUUGUCGUGCCGAGUAUGGGGAGGUCGUGUCGCAAGGAGAUUCCAUACUUGUUAUAACACUGGCCACUACGAGCUCACAGUUCAAUCUCCGUUAUCGACUAGGUCAGUGA